AUGCAUUUAAAGCAAACAAAAAUCUGCAUAACAACGAGAUCUAUCUAUCUAUCUAUCUAUCUAUCUAUCUAUCUAUCUAUCUAUCUAUCUAUCUAUCUAAUUUGCAUCAUUGACACGUUUGUUUUUCCCCUCUCCAAUUUAUUCAUUAUUAAUUUAAUUUUUUUUUGGUUCUCUUCAUUUUUUUCAUUCCACUCGUUCUUUCUUCUUUUUAUUUUUUUUCUAUUCCUCUCUUUUCUUUUCAUUGUCAUUUCCAUUCCACACUUUCUUCUUUCAUUUUUCUUUUUAUCUCUCUCGUCCUUUCUUCUUUUCAUCUUUUUCUUCCAUUCCUCCCGUUCUUUUUUUUUUCCAUUUUUCUUUCUAUUCUUCUUUUCAUCUUCAUUUCUAUUUCUCACGUUCUUUCUUCUUUUCAUCUUUUUUUCUAUUCGUCUCACUUUUUAUCAUCAUUUCUUUCUUUUCAUUCCCUUGUUCUUUCUUCUCAUUCUUUUCGUUCAUUUUGCUUUUCAUUUUUCUUCCAUUCCUCGUGAUCUUUCUUUAUUUCAUCUUUCUUUUCAUUCCUUUAACCCUUUCUUCUUAUCAUCUUUUUCCCCCAUUCCUCUCAUUCUUUCUUCUUUUCGUCUUACUUUUCAUUCCCCUUCCUGUUUCUUCUGUUCAUCUUUCUUUCUUUCUUUCUUUCUUUCUUUCUUUCUUUCUUUCUUUCUAAUCAUCAAUACCUUAAAAAAACUUUUUGUUUCUUUUUCUUCUUUUUCCCCCUCCAAAUCUAAUUCCAGUCCAAUUAGAGAAAUGGUAAUCCCAGAAAAUUAUCUCCAGACAACAACAACGCUGAAAUGUACCUAUUUACUCUUCCUUCUCUCUCUCUUUUUUGUUUUUUUUUCCUUCUGUCGUUCCUCUCUCCUGAAUUCCUAUCUCUUUCACCUUUCUUUUCUUUUUCUGUUGUUACUUCUUCCUCUAUUUAUUUCCUCAUUUUACCUUUUACGCAGACAACUGCGUAUUCUCCCUCUUUCUCUAUUCCUUUUCCACCAAAGUAUAAUUAUACAAUUCUUUUAUUUGUUGUGCACCAUGUUUCUCUUUAUUCGUCCUUCUUACUAUUACACGCUUUUCUGUCUUUCUUUUUUUUUUGUAUAUUAUUAUCUUGUUGUGUCUUCUUUUAUCCGUUCUGGUUCUUUUUCAUUCUUUCUAUUUUAUUUUUUCUCACAUACGUCUACUGAGUCUUUCUUUAUUUCUGCCAGUGUGUUCGGUCGAGGUUGUAUUUUUAUUUUUAUUUUCCCUUUUACACUUCUUUUAUACCGUUUUUGUGACUAUUCAAUUUCUUUCUUUCUUUCUUUCUUUCUUUCUUUCUUUCUUUCUUUCUUCCACUAA
Messenger RNA from Acanthosepion pharaonis, 1356 nucleotides. NCBI's taxonomy places the organism in Eukaryota, Metazoa, Mollusca, Cephalopoda, Sepiida, Sepiidae. The record is from the annotation of a GenBank genome assembly.